GCCCUGCCCUGCGCGUCCGUCCUCCCUCAGCCCUGCUCGUGCGGAGCGGCUGGUGGCUUGUUUUUGUGUGACGUCAGCUCCUCGGUAUCCAUGCCGUGUUUUAGUUUGUGCCUCAGCUGCCGGCUACAGCUUCCCGGGGGAGCCGGUACCACCCGGGCCUGAGACACGAGGAGGCAGGGAUGUGAGGGGGGGCGCAGCUCGGCCAGCCUGCCCCCAGAAGCCGCUCUCCAGCAGAAGUCCACCCUGCCUGUUGUCAGUCGGGAGACGGGGCCGCAGCCUCGGCUGGCGAGGGAGGAAGAUGCCUCCCUGCACGCCCACCCUCCGCCGAGCAUAAAGAAUCCCUGGCUGAGGAGGCAGGAGAAGAAAGCGAGUCCAUCUACCGCCGGGGAGCCAGGAGAUGGAGGAAGCUGUACCAGGCCAACGGCCACCUCUUCCAGGCCAAGCGCUUUAACAGGAAGGCGUACUGUGGCCAGUGCAGUGAAAGGAUAUGGGGCCUCGCCAGGCAGGGCUACAGGUGCGUCCACUGCAAGCUGCUGGUCCAUAAGCGCUGCCACGGCCUCGUCCCGCUGACCUGCAGAAGGCUUAUGGAUUCUGUCAUGCCUUCCCAGGAGCCUCCAGUAGCUGAGAAGAGCGACGGCGUGGACCUUCCCUCGGAGGAGACCGAUGGAAUUGCGUACAUUUCUUCCUCCCGGAAGCACGAGGGCAUCAAAGACGAUUCCGAGGACCUGAAACCUGUCAUCGAUGGGGUCGACGGGAUCAAGAUCUCUCAGGGGCUCGGGCUGCAGGACUUCGACCUCAUCAGGGUCAUCGGGCGCGGCAGCUACGCCAAGGUCCUCCUGGUGCGGCUCAAGAAGAACGACCAGGUCUACGCCAUGAAGGUGGUCAAGAAGGAGCUGGUCCACGACGACGAGGAUAUCGACUGGGUGCAGACAGAGAAGCACGUGUUUGAGCAGGCAUCCAGCAACCCCUUCCUCGUCGGCUUACACUCCUGCUUCCAGACAACCAGCAGGUUGUUCCUGGUCAUAGAGUACGUCAACGGUGGGGACCUCAUGUUCCACAUGCAGAGACAGAGGAAGCUCCCGGAGGAACACGCCAGGUUCUACGCGGCUGAGAUCUGCAUUGCUCUCAACUUCUUGCAUGAGAGAGGGAUCAUCUACCGGGACCUGAAGCUGGACAAUGUGCUUCUGGACGCUGAUGGACACAUCAAGCUGACAGACUACGGCAUGUGCAAGGAAGGCCUGGGCCCUGGGGACACCACCAGCACUUUCUGCGGAACCCCAAAUUACAUCGCCCCGGAAAUCCUGCGGGGAGAGGAGUACGGGUUCAGCGUGGACUGGUGGGCGCUGGGCGUCCUCAUGUUCGAGAUGAUGGCCGGGCGCUCCCCCUUCGACAUCAUCACCGACAACCCUGACAUGAACACAGAGGACUACCUUUUCCAAGUUAUCCUGGAGAAGCCGAUCCGCAUCCCCCGGUUCCUCUCCGUCAAAGCCUCCCACGUCUUGAAAGGAUUCCUAAACAAGGACCCCAAGGAGAGGCUCGGCUGCCGGCCACAGACUGGCUUUUCGGACAUCAAGUCCCACGCCUUCUUCCGCAGCAUCGACUGGGACCUGCUAGAGAAGAAGCAGGCCCUGCCUCCCUUCCAGCCGCAGAUCACCGAUGACUACGGCCUGGACAAUUUUGACACGCAGUUCACCAGCGAGCCCGUGCAGCUGACCCCAGAUGAUGAGGACGUCAUAAAGAGGAUCGACCAGUCUGAGUUCGAAGGCUUCGAGUACAUCAACCCGCUUCUGCUGUCCACCGAGGAGUCCGUGUGAGGCCUCGUCCAUCUCUGCCGUGGACAUACCUGUGAAUGACCCCGUGACCUCAUCCUUCACCACAGCAUAUGCAUGCCAGGCUGGGCACGAGGCUCUGGGCAGCCAGGGAGGGACGCUGGCCCGAGACUGUGGAGGGAGACAUCCCCUCAGGCGGGCGCCUCUGGGCAGAGCAGCCUCUUGCAUCUGGGCCUGGAGAGGCCGGCUUCGUGCUGGGGAAUGGCUUCUUGGACCUGUGCGGUGGGCCACCGCGGCGCCACCCCGGCGGAGACUGGCCAUCUCGAAGGUGCACCUUUUCCACAGAAGCAGGACUCGAGGCACUGACGUGCUCCUCCAGGAGUUAGUGUUGUGUCCUGAGGAAUAAAGUGUCCCGGUGGUGGCCAGCGUCCCUCUGAUGCCUUUUUUCCGAGUGGCACCUGCAGAUGCAGCCCAGAUGUGAGGAGGAGCCGAGCUUGGGAGCAGUCGGGAUGUGGGUGGGGGACGGGGUCCAAGUGCCUGCAGGGGUACACUGCACAAGGAACCUUUGCCGAUUCGGAACGUUUUCUAGAUCCCGGUAAGUUCCUGACGUGACAUUUACAAGCAUUCCCCCACCACGCGCAUGACCAGCCGCGGCAGUGGGCUGGUCCUGAUGCCCUGGCCAGAGCGGCAGAGCUGACCUGCCCGCUCCAUGGACCCGGUGGGGAAGUUGGGAUCCCAGAGAUGCUGAGACGCCGCUCACCAAAGCACGAGUAGACCAAAAAAAGGAAAAAUAAAAUCUGAAAACGAAA
Ictidomys tridecemlineatus (thirteen-lined ground squirrel) is the source of this 2578-nucleotide messenger RNA. The record is from RefSeq and is a predicted model, not a curated record. NCBI's taxonomy places the organism in Eukaryota, Metazoa, Chordata, Mammalia, Rodentia, Sciuridae.